GGGCAAAGGAGCUACUCUUCUCCUCCUCCUCCUCCUCCUCCUCCUCUCUCCUGCUCUCUCCCUCUGUCUCCCCUCAUUCCAUUCAGAGAACUCUCCCUCACUGGGACGUCCCACCGAGGAGUCCCGUCCUGUUUGUUUCUUUCUGUCUUGUAUCUCUCCUGAAUCUCAGGCUGAGAAGAAAAGCCAUCUGCUUGGGACUUUCAUGCAUGGAGCCAGUGCUGUUACGGUCUCAAGACACAGCGAUGAGGCUUCUCUGGACUUGACUAUUGACUUCGUCCCGGAUUUGCCAUCGAACUGAAUUCACAUCAGCUUCUAGGAGGUUCUGAACGCUCUUCUCCAGCUUUGGACCCAGUCGCCCAGGUGUGAAGAACAUAGGGCAUGGGUUCGGACGUCCGUGACCUCAACACCCUCUUGUCCCCGGUCCCGGCUCUGCCGGCGGGGAACGGGAACUGCCCGCUGCCCGUCAGCAGCGCCCCUCAGUGGGCACCUGUGCUGGACUUCCACGCCGGGGCCCCCUACAGCCACUCCUUCAUCAAGCAGGAGCCCAGCUGGGGCUCGGCGGACCCCCACGAGGACCCUCACUGCGGCCUCAGCGCCUUCACCGUCCACUUCUCCGGCCAGUUCACGGGCACCGGGGCCUGUAGGUACGGGGCCUUCGGGGCCCCUGCGUCGAGCCAGCCGCCGGCCAGCCAGCCCAGGAUGUUCGGCAACAGCCCCUACCUGUCCAACUGCAUGGACAGCCAAGCCAGCUCCAGAAACCAGGGUUACGGCGCGGUUGCUUUUGACGGAGCCACCAACUAUGGACACACGCCGUCCCACCACGCCUCCCAGUACCCCAACCACCCCUUCAAACACGAAGACCCCAUCCCACAGCAAAGCAACAUGGGUGAGCAGCAGUAUCCCGUUCCUCCACCUGUUUAUGGUUGCCACACGCCAUCGGACAGCUGUACGGGGAGCCAAGCGCUGCUGCUGAGAAACCCUUACAACAGCAGUGACAAUUUAUACCAAAUGGCGUCCCAGUUGGAGUGCAUGGCAUGGAACCCUGUCAACACACUGUCCACCAUUAAGAGUCAUACAGGAGGUUAUGAGAAUGACCCCAGCACGCCCAUGGUGUACAGCUGCAGCACCCAGUACCGCAUCCACACCCAUGGAGUCUUCAGAGGCCUACAGGAUGUGAGAAGGGUACCAGGCAUCACUCCUGCCAUUGUGCGUUCUGAAACCAACGAGAAGCGGCCGUUCAUGUGCGCCUAUCCAGGCUGCAACAAGCGCUACUUCAAACUCUCCCACUUACAGAUGCACAGCCGCAAGCACACAGGUGAGAAGCCCUACCAGUGUGACUUCACAGACUGUGGCCGGCGAUUCUCACGGUCAGACCAGCUGAAGAGGCAUCAGAGGAGACACACAGGUGUUAAACCUUUCCAGUGUGAGACAUGUCAGAGAAAGUUCUCACGGUCAGACCAUCUUAAGACCCACACCCGGACUCAUACAGGUAAAACAAGUGAGAAGCCCUUUAAUUGCAGGUGGCCAAACUGUCAGAAGAAGUUUGCCAGAUCUGACGAACUCGUCCGGCACCACAACAUGCACCAGAGGAACCUGACCAAGCUACAGCUGGCCAUUUGAAGAACCUGACCAAGCUUCAGCGAAGACCUGCAGGUUCUGCAGUCACGUGUCAAACCGCAGUCCUAGAGGGGCCUGGUUCUGCUCGGUUUAGUGUUUCUCUGCUCUAACACAGCUAAUUUAACAUGUCCUUGAUGAGUAACCAAGAAAACACAUAAACAAAACCCACUAAACUGCAGUGUUGACCGCCGUGUCUCUGUGACUGGAGUUUGACCUAAAGAUUUGCUUGGCUUUGUGCUGAUCUAAGAUCCACUUCUCCUUCCCAAAUCAUUACUUUACACACAAUAAGUGUAAACAAAGCUGACCACUGACCAGUAGCUGUAUCACACACCAACCCUCACAUCCUGAAAUAGAAUAAAAACAUAAGUGUAGAAAACAUUUAAGCAUUAUUUUAAGCAGAACACUGAUUUUGUGUUGCUGACCUGAACAGCUUUGGCUGUGGCCUUCUAAAUGAUCAUUGAUAAGAUUUGGGCAGUGGAAGCUAAUAGAACAGCACUAAGACAUAAUAGCACAACUAUGUGGCGCUAGCCAGGUACCGUACUGUGCAGUCAGUCACUUAUUUCACUUCUAGUCAAAAUGGCCAUUAAGUACAAGUUAUUCACUUUUCAGGGUCAGGAAAAAAGCCUCAACAUCUAAAUUUAUUGUGUCCACUCUUUACCUUUA
Colossoma macropomum (tambaqui) is the source of this 2280-nucleotide messenger RNA. RefSeq names its product WT1 transcription factor a (gene wt1a). Gene Ontology annotation, cellular component: nucleus. Bases 379 to 1620 code for a protein of 413 amino acids. The record is from RefSeq and is a predicted model, not a curated record. Lineage: Eukaryota; Metazoa; Chordata; Actinopteri; Characiformes; Serrasalmidae. Gene Ontology annotation, biological process: regulation of transcription by RNA polymerase II. The transcript has 9 exons. Gene Ontology annotation, molecular function: RNA polymerase II cis-regulatory region sequence-specific DNA binding; DNA-binding transcription factor activity, RNA polymerase II-specific.